UCUUUGUGUGAGUGCUGGGAACGUGAUGAUAUUUAUGUUCAAAGCGUGUAUAUUUAUAAACACAACCAGCGAAACUAGGCGUGCCUUGAUUACACGAACGUUUCCACUUCAAUUUGCUGUAUGUAAAAGCUAUAAUGACAUCAGCCCGCAAACCGAUUGUUCGAUCGAGUCAUAUUUAUUCAGUAUACAGUUUAAUCUUGUGAAUGAGUCAAUAACAACUCCACUGUCAGUCCCUUUAUGAUCUACGGUACUUGAGGUACUUCAACACCCUGUUAAUAAUUCACUUUAUCUACGUAGAUUAUCGUGUUUGCACGCUGUGACGCUAUAAUUCGAUCUAAUCAUCACUGAGUAGCGAUGGAAUAACUCACGUGGCUAUCAAUUGAAUCUAACAGUAUCGAGCGCAGAUAUGUCGUAUCCACCUCCACAAGACUUCCCGCCAGCGCCCCCACAAGGCGUAGGACCUGGGUAUCCACCUGCCCCACCUGGUAACUACCCGUCACCUGGGCAAGGUGGUUAUGGCCCUCCCCAGGGACCAUACCCGCCCGGAGGUGGUUAUCCACCACCUCAGGGACCAGGGUACGGAUAUCCUCCACCAGGGCCUCCCGGUGGAGAUAUGGGCUAUCCUCCGCCAGGGCCACCCGGUGGGGAUAUGGGUUAUCCUCCACCAGGUUACCCACCUGUUGUCAAUCAACCUGUGGGCCAAGGAGCACCACCUAAUAGUGGUUGGAUGCAUAUGCCGCAAGGACCAGCAGCCAAUUGCCCACCAGGAUUGGAAUACCUUACUAUGAUUGACCAGUUGUUGGUCCAUCAAAAAGUAGAACUACUUGAAGCAUUGACCGGAUUCGAAACGAACAAUAAAUAUACGAUUAAGAAUAGCCUAGGCCAAAAAGUAUACUAUGCAGCUGAGGAUAACGACUGCCUCACGCGAAACUGCUGCGGCCCACUAAGACCAUUCGAGAUGGUCAUCAUGGACAACUAUCGCAACCAGGUUCUGCACUUGCAUCGCCCUCUAGCGUGCGAUUCAUGCUGCUUCCCAUGCUGUCUACAGAGUAUGGAGGUAUCCUCACCGCCUGGGACAAUCCUCGGCACGGUCGAGCAGGAGUGGAGUAUAUUCUGCCCCACAUUCGCGAUUAAAAACGCUAGCGGUGAUACUGUUCUACGUAUCGAAGGUCCACUCUGCACGAUGAGUAUCUGCGGUGAUGUGGAGUUCAAAAUCAUGACAGGCGAUGGCCAGACGCAGGUGGGCAAGAUCUCCAAGCAGUGGUCUGGGUUGGUACGCGAGAUGUUCACUGACACCGACUACUUCGGUAUCAACUUCCCGAUGGACCUUGACGUGCGCAUGAAGGCUGUCAUGCUAGGCGCAUGCUUCCUGAUUGACGCUAUGUUCUUUGAGAAAGUCAGGGAACAACAUUAAGUGCCUUCCUCUUCUUCUGCUAAGUGUGUGUGUAGCACGAGUGUGCGAACAAUGGCCUUGAAUCUGUUACAAUUGUUAUCCCUAUUUAUAUUUAUGUAUAUGAUCGUUUUUUUUUUAUCGAGUUGUACGCAGCUAUUUUAAACAUGUGGGCUUGCUUACGCUCCAAGUCGUUUGCGCACGAUUUGGUAUCUAUUUUAAAUAAAUCUCAGUUUAUUAUA
Dalotia coriaria is the source of this 1632-nucleotide messenger RNA. RefSeq names its product scramblase 1 (gene scramb1). Gene Ontology annotation, molecular function: phospholipid scramblase activity. Lineage: Eukaryota; Metazoa; Arthropoda; Insecta; Coleoptera; Staphylinidae. The transcript is spliced from 7 exons. Gene Ontology annotation, biological process: plasma membrane phospholipid scrambling. The record is from RefSeq and is a predicted model, not a curated record. Bases 407 to 1414 code for a protein of 335 amino acids. Gene Ontology annotation, cellular component: plasma membrane.